AGGCUCAAGACCCUGCGGUGGAGCUGUGUCCUCGGUUCCGCCGGAGCUUCCCCGUCGGCGCCAUGUCGUUCUGCAGCUUCUUCGGGGGCGAGGUUUUCCAGAACCACUUUGAGCCAGGUGUCUACGUGUGUGCCAAGUGUGGCUAUGAGCUCUUCUCCAGCCACUCAAAGUACGCGCACUCGUCCCCAUGGCCGGCCUUCACCGAGACCAUCCACGCUGACAGUGUGGCCAAGCGUCCAGAGCACAAUCGGCCUGGAGCCUUAAAGGUGUCCUGUGGCAGAUGUGGCAACGGACUGGGCCAUGAGUUCCUGAACGAUGGCCCCAAGCGGGGACAGUCCCGCUUCUGAAUAUUCAGCAGUUCCCUGAAGUUCAUCCCUAAAGGCCAAGAAUCAUCUCCCUCCCAGGGACAGUAGGCGGGCAGCCCACGCCCUUCCCACGUGAACACUGCUUGGUGGCCAUGCUCUGGCCGGCCCAUCAUAGAAGUGGAACCCCAGCCAUUCAGACUGAAAUGUCAGGCAGGCUUCCGAGGCCUUGGCUCUGAACAGGCUCCUUGGGAGAAGGAGAAGGCCCAUCCUCGGCUGCCAGGGCGGGCCCCGUGGGCCUGGCUGUCGGCUGGCACCAGGGUCUCAGGGAGUGGGAGCCAGGCCUGGCUCGUCACCCCCACCUUCUCAGCCCAUGGCCCCUCCAUGCCUUGUCUGGACUUCACCCCGGCGGGGCCCAGUUCUCAGAUGGGCCCUGGCCUCAGCAAAGCUCUCACCCACCCCCCGCAGGCUGUGCUGGGACAGAAGGUGAGCAGAGGCGGCCCAGCCGGCUGCUCCAGGGUCACUGUAUGAUACACUCUGGCUAAACCCUUGCAGGCGGCCAGAGGGGUGAUGGUCUGUGACUCCCGAGGGGAGCAGGCGGAGGGGGCGGGUCUCUGGGCUCUGAGUUACGAAAGAGAAAUCCCGGACCUUCUGGCACAGUCUGUAUGGGUGCUGCUCUCCCAGCUCAGGCUUAGGAAAGCAGCUCUUGCUCCACCAGCCUGAUCGGGCGCGGCCAGGGCCCGGAGCUCCCAGCCUCAGCUCGCGCCUUCUGAGGAGAAGGUGCCCGUGCCUUACUGCGCAUGCUCUGAGGCUCGUGCUGGCGGGGAGGGUGGGUGAAGCCCCUCCUGCCUGAAUGCCCUGUAAUCGGGAGGCGAUCAAUACACAAAUGGAACCC
Molecule: messenger RNA, 1197 nt
Organism: Sus scrofa (pig)
Lineage: Eukaryota; Metazoa; Chordata; Mammalia; Artiodactyla; Suidae
Gene: MSRB1
Product: methionine sulfoxide reductase B1
Biological process (GO): protein repair
Cellular component (GO): nucleus
Molecular function (GO): peptide-methionine (R)-S-oxide reductase activity
Source: RefSeq, marked validated